AUGCGCCCAAAGACCUUGCAAGUUGCUCCUCUCCAGAUUACUUCGAGCUUGGAGCCGCCGUCCAAGAUCAGUGCAAUCGAAACUCCCGGUCCCACUACACAGCGUAAGAACCUGUGUACUCGCACUGGACGGAUCUUCCCAAUUGACCCUUCGGCGGCUCUUCCCACCGGCAUCGACACGCGCCGCGGACUCAUUGAGUCUUUUUGCCAUGUCCCUCUCAGGACCAUGACGGCAAAGCGUCCUCGUGCUGCCUUUGAGGCCGACCAGGCCCCCCAUGCACCACAGGCUCCGUAUGCUUUUUAUGGAACUCCCUUGCCCCCAUUGGAGGCGGGAGGUCGUGACGAUGGCUCCUACAUGCCCGUCUGGAAGCAAGAGGUGACCGAUGAGCGAGGACGAAAGCGGCUGCAUGGUGCCUUUACUGGUGGCUUUAGCGCAGGCUACUUCAAUACGGUCGGAUCCAAAGAAGGAUGGACGCCCGCCACCUUUGUCUCCUCCCGUCAGAACCGGGCGCGUGAUGCGAAAACGAAGCCGACGGUGUCGCAACGGCCGGAGGAUUUUAUGGACGAGGAGGAUCUACGGGAUCAGGAGGAAUCGCGCCAGUUGCAGACAACGGAAGGAUUUGCAGGGUUUGGAUUGACGGAUGCCGACGCAACCCGAAGAGCAGGCCUCAUGGAUGUGCUCAAGAUUGGCGGCGAAACGAUGGGGGUCACACUGCUGAAACGUAUGGGCUGGCGCGAGGGCCAGGGCAUAGGACCAAAGGUUCGGCGUCGCGCCAACCUAGGCCAGUCUGUCGCCUCUGCAAUCGACCUCAAGGAAGAGACAUACCUUUUUGCACCGGAAAACCCACCGAUGGUGUCGUUCACCCGGAAAACGGACUAUAAGGGCCUCGGAUUUGAAGGCGAAUCCCGUCUAGACGAUCCACAGGCGACUCGAGACGAGAAGCUGGACGACUCAGAUUCCUUUUUUGGGGAGCGGUUGGGCAUGGACAAAAAGUCCAAGACGAAACCGAAGACGAAAGACGCUCGCCGGGGCGGGUUUGGGGUGGGGAUUCUGAACGACACCGGAUCGGAUGACGAGGAUCCAUAUUCGCUAGGGCCGCAGAUUGCCUACAACAAGACCAUUGGCGGGGACAAAAAGAAGAAAAAGAAGUCCAAACCGGAUGGGACUUUGCCGACGAUCACGUCGGCCAACCCGUUGCUGAAGACGAAACCAGUCUUCAUUUCGAAGAAAGUUGCGGCGGCGCGCCCCGCGGGUGGCUUCCGGAAAUGUCGGGAUGGACGAUUACCGCUGGACGGCUUCGUUCUGGCUGAUAGCCUGUCUGGUCUGUCCAUCUCGGAUAAACGCUACGCGCCUCCCGCUAUUCCAGAGGGGUGGACCUCGUCCAAAAGAUCGCUUUCUCAUGAGGAGCAUGCGUCCAACUACAUCUCGACCGCGGAAGCAGCCAAAGCAUCUGCUCUAGAUCCCACCCAGAGAGCCGCUGCUCUCGGCGAGGUGCAGCUUCCUGGAAAAUCCAUCUUUGACUGGAUGACCCCGGAAGCGCGCGAGCGAAUCGCUAAGCUGACGGGAAAGACCGACCUCCCCCCAGCUCUAGGAGAAAAGGCGCCCAAGGGCUUCGAGACGUCCGAGACCCAGCGGCGGAAAGACUUGUGGGAUCUGGUACCCAAACUAGAUAAACAGGUGGCCGUGCAGGCCUUGACCCGUGCGGUUGGUGGGUGGAUGCCCUAUGCCGAGGAUGAGAGCAAACGGACGCGCUACCGAACUUUCUUGGAAGUGCGAGCAGAAGUGCGUGACACUCUCCCAGACCGCGCACCCGGGUCCAGCACCGAUGAGUGGGUGAAUGAAAUGCAGGAAUUUGCGCGGGCGGCCGAGGUUUUCAAACCAAUGUCAGGCAUCAUGGCCUCGCGCUUCACAUCGGCGUCCUCGGGACCCAAAGUGGCCUCUGAUGCACCCGAUCGUUCUACUGAAUCCGGAUCUCUCCUACAUCGUCCCCUUGAUCGACCCGAUCCGCCCGCCGUGGCGGCGGCCAAGAUUGGCAUGUUUGGGCAAAUGACGCGCAGUUCCAUUUCCUUCUUCCCGACCCGGCUGUUGUGCAAGCGGUUCAAUGUGAAGCCUCCGAGCCAUGUCCAGCUUGAUCCCGGAGAAGCUGCCGGCGGCUCCUCGGACACGGGGCGUAGACCCGCAUCUCAUUUCCAGUCUGCCGGAUACCAGACGGACGCUCCAACACGCAAGGAGCUCGUCUCUCAAGACGUGAUGGAUAUGAUUUUGAUGGAAUCAGGUCGGAAUCCCCCGCCGUUGGCUACGAAUGCCGAGGCUUCAGCGACUGGCGUGCCAUCUGCUGCUUCUCAUGCGAGAGCGCCCGUCGUAGCCGUCGAACCCGAGCGUAACGAGGCCCUCGAGGCCGAACGACCGGGGGAAGCGAUCUUCAAGGCGAUCUUUGGUAGCGACGAUGAGGAUGACGACGACGUAGAUUGA
Molecule: messenger RNA, 2472 nt
Organism: Penicillium oxalicum
Lineage: Eukaryota; Fungi; Ascomycota; Eurotiomycetes; Eurotiales; Aspergillaceae
Exons: 4
Coding region: 1-2472 (823 amino acids)
Biological process (GO): mRNA processing
Cellular component (GO): nucleus
Molecular function (GO): RNA binding
Source: RefSeq, a predicted model, not a curated record